AAGCCCCUGCACUACGGGAGCCUCCUGGGCAGCAGAGCUUGUGCCCAGAUGGCAGCAGCUGCCUGGGGCAGUGGCUUUCUCAAUGCUGUCCUGCACACGGCCAACACAUUUUCCCUGCCCCUCUGCCAUGGCAAUGCUGUGGAGCAGUUCUUCUGUGAAAUCCCCCAGAUCCUCAAGCUCUCCUGCUCACAUGCCUACCUCAGGGAAGUUGGGGCACUUGUGUUUAGUGUUUCUUUAGGCUUUGGUUGUUUUAUUUAUAUUGUGGUGUCCUAUGUGCAGGUCUUCUGGGCCGUGCUGAGGAUGCCCUCUGAGCAGGGCCAGCACAAAGCCUUUUCCACGUGCCUCCCUCACCUGGCUGUGGUCUUCCUAAUGGUUGUCACUGCAACAGUUGCCUACCUAAAGCCCCCUUCCAUUGCUUCCCCAACCCUGGACCUGGUGGUGUCAUUUCUGUACUCAGUUCUGCCUCCAGCAGUGAACCCCCUCAUUUACAGCAUGAGAAACAAGGAGCUCAAGGGUGCACAAACUCAGGCUGAAAAACUCAAGUAUAGCAUGCUUCAAAUGGCUGAGGCAGAACCAAUCAGCUUGCCCCACUUUGGAAAUGGCUCCCGGCCAAGUAAGGAUUUGAACGCAACAAAUAUGGAAUGA
Molecule: messenger RNA, 645 nt
Organism: Anas platyrhynchos (mallard)
Lineage: Eukaryota; Metazoa; Chordata; Aves; Anseriformes; Anatidae
Source: RefSeq, a predicted model, not a curated record